This is a messenger RNA of Drosophila navojoa, 1004 nucleotides long. RefSeq names its product alpha1,4-N-acetylgalactosaminyltransferase 1. Gene Ontology annotation, biological process: glycosphingolipid biosynthetic process. Gene Ontology annotation, molecular function: alpha-1,4-N-acetylgalactosaminyltransferase activity. The record is from RefSeq and is a predicted model, not a curated record. Lineage: Eukaryota; Metazoa; Arthropoda; Insecta; Diptera; Drosophilidae.
AACAUCUAGCCUCAGCUCCAAAACUAAAAAUUCGGCACCCAAUAAUAUAGCUCAUGCUCUAAUAGAGGAUAUCUUGUUAUGCAGCUCAAAGCCUUCGCCCGGAAAGACCAUUUUUUUCUCAGCAAGUAGCCAAUAUUUAGAUAUUCCUUAUAAUAUUCAAGAAAUGAGGGCACAUCAAGCUUGCGCCAUUGAAUCGGCUGCCUUGCAUAAUCAAAAUUUUCAGGUUUUUGUACUGUUUGCUUGUCGUACAUAUCUGGAGAAACCGGCACAUAUUAUUGAUGCAUUAUUGAGCUAUAAAAAUAUCAAGUUUCGAGAGCUAAAUAUUGGGACUUAUAUACUAGAUACGCCCAUUACGGACUGGCUCAAGUUAAAUGAUUUUUAUCGGUCAAGUUUUCUGAUGCAUCACUUAUCCGAUCUACUGCGUCUGCUAACGCUCUAUCGUUAUGGAGGUAUCUAUUUGGAUAUGGAUGUAAUGCUGCUGCGCACUUUUGAGGAUUUGCACCUGAACUAUGCGUGCUCAAUGGGAAAUCAGAGCAUUAGUAACAGUAUUUUGGGCCUGGAGCCAAAGGGCUUUGGACAUCAGCUUGCAGAGUGGCUUUUGCAGGAUUUUCGCAAGAACUUGGUGAGAGAUUCAUUCGACUCAACUGAACACAAGUUCUUGCUGCGGGUUUUGCAAGAGGUUUGCAGCACAAGAAAUGUUACUCUUAUGGUUAGAGAUCCGAAACGUUGUAAAGGCUUCAGAGUGUUCAACGUGAGCGAAUUUUACGAAGUGCCAUUGAAGCAAUCGGAACUGCUUCUUGACCAAAACCUGGCGAGUGAAAUGCUGGAACGAAUUAAGAAUUCUCGUAUAAUUCAUAUAUGGAAUCGAUUCUCCGCGAAAUGGCCUUUGAAGACUGAUUCAAAAUCAGCUUAUAUGCAGUUGGCAGCGAAACAUUGUCCCAAAGUAUUUAAGGCUGCAGGGGAUUUCUUCUCUUAGCUCACAUCAUAUUUAUUGCAUCUACAUC